Molecule: messenger RNA, 1020 nt
Organism: Anoplophora glabripennis (Asian longhorned beetle)
Lineage: Eukaryota; Metazoa; Arthropoda; Insecta; Coleoptera; Cerambycidae
Product: poly [ADP-ribose] polymerase 11-like
Exons: 1
Coding region: 224-928 (234 amino acids)
Molecular function (GO): NAD+ poly-ADP-ribosyltransferase activity
Source: RefSeq, a predicted model, not a curated record
UAGGAUUCAGGGGAUUCACCUGAACGACAGUAUAGUCUAUUUACUGUGCCUGAACUUUGAACAUUAAUGGCUAAUUUGUAGUUCCUGGUUAGUGUGACUUGCCCACUGGUGCAAAAACCACUUUAUAUUGUUCAAAUUAUCGUGUUUAUGACAAAACUUUAAUCUCAAAAUUAGUUGUGACUGCUAAAGUUAAUCAAAAACGUCCAUCCAACGAAAAUACAAAAUGGAUAGUGUUAUUUUAGAGUUUAAUAAGCUAACUGUUUCUAAAAAGAAACGAUCAAAAACACAAGUUAAAGUAACUCAACUUCAUAUACCUGGACCAAUAAGAGUAUCAAUUGAUCCAAAUAUUUUAAAGAUAAAUAAUAAGUUUACACUCUCCAAUGAAGGAGAUUGUUAUGAAGUCAACAAUGUGCUGACGUAUAUCAAUCUCCACAAAGAUAAUGCUCAAUUCAAAGAUAUAAAAAAAUUAUUUGCAAAAUCCAAUAUGUUUGUAAAGUCUGUUAAAAAAGUUCAUAACCCGUAUCUGCAAAAAGCAUUUGAACUCAAGAGGAAUAUGCAGUAUGGAAACAAACAACCCAGAAGGCUAUUCCACGGUACAAAAGAAAAGUACGUAGAUAACAUUUGCACUUAUAAUUUUGACUGGCGAUUGGGAGGAACCGAGAAAGGCCAUCGACAUGGUAAAGGUGUCAACUUUUCACAAUCAGCACACUUUGCUACAUUUUUUUGUGACAAAAAGAGACGACGAGUGAUAAUACUGGCAGAUGUAUUGAUAGACGAAGUGAGGCCAGGAAAUAUAAACACACUUGUGCCACCUCGGGGCUCAGACACUACGUCCGGGAAAAAUGGCAUGAUUUUUGUUAAGUUUUAUGAUAACGAAUUCUAUCCCAAAUAUGUUAUCCAUUUUGAUAUGAUAUAUUUAAAAAAAUGAAGUAAAUUUAAUGACUGAAUACUAUUAAACUUUGUAUAAAAUGCUUGUAUCUCUGUUUGUUAUAAAAAUUUAAUAAAGCAGAAAAUAUUUAA